UUCAACGUACAUUAUCUUGAUCUGAACAUUUCCCGUCUGGCAGUUGCUUUUAGGUUGCCCAUAAAGAAGCAGUUGGUCCUUUUCCAUAAACAAUUCUAAAUACGAUGAGGACAUUCUUGGGAAUCUUAUUACUUGUGGGUGUAAUAUUUUGUUCUGUCCACACAAAGGAGGUCAGGGAAUUCGACGAGACUCUUUCAUUGGAAAACAUUUUACCAUUUAAACAGAAGUCGUUCAAAUGGUCACCACCUGCAUCUAACGGAAAUGCUACCCAAGUUAAACUACACGUGACCGUUGCAAACUUGGACACAAUCGAUGAGAGGUCGAUGACAUUUGGAUGCGACUUGUACUUGGCUCAAAGUUGGAAGGAUUCCAGGAUUGGAGUGCCAGAAAAUAUGCAAGAGGGUUAUCGAAACAUACCCACGGAUCUUGUAGGGGAAAUCUGGAAACCAGAUACGUUCUUCAAGAACGCAAGGAGUGUCAAGUUUCAAACGUUGCCCUCUCCUAAUGAAUACGCCUGGCAAUUCAAAGACCAAACCAUCCUUUACAUGGUCAAGCUUUAUGUGAUUUUGACAUGUCCCAUGAAUUUCAAACGAUUUCCCCACGACACUCAAACUUGCCGCAUAGUUAUCGAAAGCAUGUCAAAUGACGAGAGCAAAAUCAUUUUCGUGUGGGAUCCCGAAAUUCCGUGGAAGGUGGAGCCUGAACUUGAAUUGCCUCAAAUGGAGUUGAUCUCAACAGAAAGCGCAAAGAGUUCUACAAAAUAUGCAAUAGGAAAAUACUCUUGCUUGGAACUGAUCUUCACCUUCAAGCGACGGGUUUGUAGCUCUAUCAUGCGAAUGUACAUUCCCAUUGGCCUUUUGGUGAGUCUAUCUUGGCUCUCGUUCUGGAUGCAACCCGAGGCUGGUCAAGCUAGGUUGUCUUUGGGCACUGUGUGUCUUCUCAUACUAGCUUUUCAAUAUAUGGCUAUUCAGAGAACCUUUCCUCCGGUGUCGUACGUAAUGACAAUGGACAUUUUUGUUGCCGGAUGCGCACUCUUCAUUAUUGCAUCCUUGGUGGAGUUAGCGUGGGUGAACACUUUGGUUGCAAGUGUAACAUCCGAGGUGGCCAAGGCAAAUGGCAGUUUUGUCCAGGGAAAAUUAAGACACCUAGGACACUACGAGGAAGAAACCACUGGAGGCAUGACUCUAACUGGGCAGAGUCAAAAUCUCAACAAAGCUCGAGACUUGCUUCACAAACGCGAAAAGGCUCUCCAGAUCGACCGAUUCUCGCGGUGGUGUUUUCCGAUAUUUUUCCUGGGCUCAAUCGUGGUGUAUUGGUUUGGCGUAGCCAAUUGAACGGAACUACCGCCGUAACAAUAUUUAGAAACCCCAUGUCAGAACAGAACAUAUUCAGUUGUGAAAUUGUGAUUCCAUUCUGUAGAUCUUUGCACUCCAAAAUUCGAACUUCAUUCCUUUGUU
Tigriopus californicus is the source of this 1457-nucleotide messenger RNA. RefSeq names its product glycine receptor subunit alpha-3-like. Bases 105 to 1334 code for a protein of 409 amino acids. The record is from RefSeq and is a predicted model, not a curated record. Gene Ontology annotation, molecular function: neurotransmitter receptor activity; transmembrane signaling receptor activity; chloride channel activity. Gene Ontology annotation, biological process: regulation of membrane potential; nervous system process; signal transduction. Gene Ontology annotation, cellular component: synapse; neuron projection; membrane. NCBI's taxonomy places the organism in Eukaryota, Metazoa, Arthropoda, Copepoda, Harpacticoida, Harpacticidae. The transcript is spliced from 8 exons.